This is a messenger RNA of Staurois parvus, 474 nucleotides long. The record is from the annotation of a GenBank genome assembly. Lineage: Eukaryota; Metazoa; Chordata; Amphibia; Anura; Ranidae.
UACCCGAUUACUGGUUUUAGUGGAAGGAAUAGUGCCCUAUUGUUGGUAUCAGUGGGAGGAAUGGUGCCCCAUUGUUGGUAUUCAAGGUGGGAAUGGUGCCCCAUUGUUGGUAUUAAAGGUGGGAAUGGUGCCCCAUCAAUGGUGUCUUUGGGAGGAAUGGUGCCCCAUCAUUGGUGUCUUUGGGAGGAAUGGUGCCCCAUCAUUGGUGUCUUUGUGAGCAAUGGUGCCCCAUCAUUGGUGUCUUUGGGAGGAAUGGUGCCCCAUCAUUGGUGUCUUUGGGAGGAAUGGUGCCCCAUCAUUGGUGUCUUUGGGAGGAAUGGUGCCCCAUCAUGGUGUCUUUGGGAGGAAUGGUGCCCCAUCAUUGGUGUCUUUGGAGGAAUGGUGCCCCAUCAUUGGUGUCUUUGGGAUGGUGCCCCAUCAUUGGUGUCUUUGGGAGGAAUGGUGCCCCAUCAUUGGUGUCUUUGGGAGGAAUGG